Molecule: messenger RNA, 2214 nt
Organism: Haplochromis burtoni (Burton's mouthbrooder)
Lineage: Eukaryota; Metazoa; Chordata; Actinopteri; Cichliformes; Cichlidae
Product: galactocerebrosidase
Biological process (GO): galactosylceramide catabolic process
Cellular component (GO): lysosome
Molecular function (GO): galactosylceramidase activity
Source: RefSeq, a predicted model, not a curated record
GGCUCACUACCCGGGUACCACCACAAUAACAGAGGCCCUGAAGACACAGAAGAAGCUGUGGUCGUCAGAGGACUACAGCACCUUUAACAAUGAGGUGGGAGGAGGUUGUUGGGCUCGUAUCCUCAACCAGAACUAUGUCAAUGGACAAAUGACUGCCACCAUCUCCUGGAAUCUGGUGGCCAGUUAUUAUGAGGAUCUCCCAUUCGGCAGGGACGGGCUCAUGACAGCUGAGGAGCCCUGGAGUGGCAACUAUGUGGUCGAGUCUCCAAUUUGGAUCACGGCCCACACCACACAGUUCACCCAGCCAGGAUGGACCUACCUGCAGACUGUUGGACAUCUGGCACAAGGUGGAAGCUAUAUUGCCUUGACUGAUGGGAAGGGAAAUCUCACUGUUGUCAUAGAAACAAUGACUCACAAUCAUUCAGUGUGCAUAAGACCUCCACUACCUCCCUUUAAUGUAACAUCCCAAAAUGCAACUUUCUGGCUAAAGGGGUCUAUUGCAUCCAUUAAAGAGCUCCAAGUGUGGCGGUCACAGUUUGACUUUAAGACGAACAAGCCCUCCUUUUUUGAGAAACUAAAACCCCUGAAGCUUGUAGAUGGCUCGUUUACCCUGAAUCUGGCUGAAGACGAGGUUUACACACUGACCACUGUUAGCACAGGAAGCAAAGGCAGCUAUCCCGACCCACCUCCCUCAGCUCGCUUUCCUAAAGUGUACAAGGAUGACUUUGAUGUUCGAAGCCCACCUUUUUCAGAAGCUCCAUACUUUGCUGAUCAGACAGGAGUGUUUGAGUACUACAUUAACCUGACUGAUCCUGGACCUCACGUUUUCACCUUAAGACAGGUUCUAACAGAAAGGCCCAUCACAUGGGCAACGGAUGCUGAUCAGACCAUUAGUGUCAUCGGAGACUAUUACUGGCAGAGCCUGACAGUGACAUGUGACGUCUUCAUGGAGAAGAUGAAUGCUGGUGGUGUGUUCAUAGCAGCCAGAGUGGAUAAAGGGGGACAGUCAAUCCGCAGUGCUAAAGGAGUCUUCUUCUGGGUGUUUGCUGAUGGCACCUACAAAGUUACCAAUGAUCUUGUUGGCGAGACUGUACUUGCAGAGGGACAGUCUGGUACUGAGGUACAUAGCUGGUACACCUUGUCACUCACUGUAAAAGGACAGUAUGCAUCAGGGUCACUGAAUGGAUACCCUCUGUGGAAGAAUGCUGUGAUACUGACCCCAAAGGCUGGCUGGGCUGCCAUAGGAACACGCUCAUUUGAACUGGCCCAGUUUGAUAACUUUGCUUUGGUGGCUGAGUGAUGAAUUAACUUUAAAUCAUGAUUUACACUAUGCUGAAUGUCCUGAUUCAUUUAUGGACUUGAUUAGUACUUUACAGCCGAUAGCUUCAAGCAUAAUAAUGAUGUUGUGUGUAAAAUUUUGGGCGAUGUAUUAACAGAAAUGGGUUAUAGUAUUUAAUUACCAUGUAAUUAUGAAUCACUGUGUUUUUUGUUGGAAUGAUCCUGUCAUAUCAAACCUCAGUCCUGAACAGAAAUUAAUGUCUUUCUACAGCUCACAGCCAACAAAACACUGGUUUAAGACCUUUCUUUGAAGAGAUGCCAAGACUUCAAGAUAAGGCUGGAAUUGUUUUGGGGCAUAACUUGUAGUGAAUCGUGUGUUUGUAGCACAUCAGAAUCCAUCACACUUGUACAGGAUGUGCCUUAUAGCCUGGUGUUAGAAUCAAAUGACCAUAUUAGUAUUUGGUGUUAGCCGUGUAGUUGGCUUGUCACUACCAUAGGAGCAUCCCUCAGUUCCCUCAAUGGGCUCCACCCCUCAUUUGUUGCAUCUGUUUUCAAAACAGCUAAGUUUCAACACACCACGCUUCUCGGAAAUAAUACUUAAUGUCUUGGUGGUUGCCUCCAUCUCCAUCUUUUUAUAUACAGUGUAUGUGGAGGAAAAAAAUAUAUCAUAUGGCACUGAAUCCUGGAACUUUGUUUGGUGUGAAAUGUGUGUGUUUAGUUAGUUUGUUUGUUUGCUUGUUUUAAUCAAUUUUAAAUCAUGCUUUUUAUUUGUUUUUGUUUCUAAUGUCUCUGUAAAGCACUUUGAAUCACCUUGUUGUUGAAUUGUGCUAUACAAAUAAAUUUGUCUUGCCUUGCCUUGCCAUGUGAUUGUAAAUGAUUUUAUAGUUUGACUUUAUAUUGUCUUAACUGCUUUGAAUAAAUCAAAUAGAAAGCCAA